UGCACGGGCUGUUUAGAAGAUUGACUUCAUCUUUUACAACCGUCCAUCAUCCAUCAAAAUGGCUCCAAAAAAGUCAAACACGAGUGUUGCCAAGAGCACAAUCAAAUCAAACACACCUGCUGCCAAACCAAGAGCAACAUCAUUAAUCUUGAUAAGCUUGUUGUCAAUCUCAGUAGGCAUUUUCGUUCAUAGUCGUACAUUACAUUUUCCACGUUACAAAAAUGCAGAAUAUUUAAUGACUGCAAAUGUUGCAAAGCUACGUUCUGAGCUAGGCUUACCGAAAUCAUGGCCUGGCACAACCAUCUUUGAUCAAUAUGGCGGAGAAGCUUGGCGUUUUCUUUUGGUAUUGGUAAACUUUUUCAAAGAUGCCAUUGGUGAAAAGCUUGGUCAAUCAAUUUUACUUUUGAUCACAAGUGUGCUUGGACCUGUUGUUUUGUUCUUCACAACUGAAUCCCUCAAAGAUGGUCGUCAUCCUCUCAUCUCUCCUGGCUUUUUGAUCUUUGUCCUUUCUUUGGGUCAACUUAUCCUCGUUGCUGCUGCAUCGUCUAUUGUUCUCGUACCGGCAUACGCAUAUACAAGAUGGCAAGAAGCAUCUUCGCUUGUACAUCCAUUACCAACCCCAAAUGCAUGGAAGAUCGUUCUUGGAUCGAUUUGCAAUAUUGCUGCUCUUUUGAUCAUCUUUUUGACAACAUUCACACCUCCCGGUACAAUCGCAUUCACACAUGCAAAUAUUUUAUUCCAAUUUUUCCCAAUUGUACUGGUUCCUUUGCUCUUUGUGCCAAGAUCAAAAACUGUUGUCUCAACAGCUGGAUCUGCCUCUGCACGUGAAUCACCAAGACUUUUGGCAGCAUCAAAUUAUCAAUUAUUAUCGUUCAUGGUUAUCCCAAUCUAUUGGUUAGGAUUAUACUGGGGCGGAAAACCAUUAUUCCAUGCAAUCAUUCACGACCUCGAUUUCAAAUCAGACGGUCCUUACCUUUUAUUUUGGGAUUUGAUCGGAGUAUUAAGUGCAACAUACGCAAUCGUUCAAAUUGACGCAAUCGUUGAUGGUGCAAAAGUUAAACAAGGAGGAGAAAGAAUUCAUUCUCGUCGUUUGUUCUUGGAAGAUGCUGUGCUGGGUUUACCAAUCGUGGCCUUACUUGGUCCAGGUUGGGCAAUCUCUCGUUACUUUCAAAGACGUGAAAUCUUGGCGGAAAAAGUUCGUUUUGGCGCAACUGCUAAAGAAGAUUAAUCGAAUUAUCAUCCUCAUAAUAGCUAACCUGCUCUUUGUUACUGCCCCUUUGUACUCCCAUCACACGCUUGCCCUGCAUUUUGCUAAUGGAAUCUAAGAUGAUUGU
Molecule: messenger RNA, 1334 nt
Organism: Meira miltonrushii
Lineage: Eukaryota; Fungi; Basidiomycota; Exobasidiomycetes; Exobasidiales; Brachybasidiaceae
Exons: 1
Coding region: 59-1228 (389 amino acids)
Source: RefSeq, a predicted model, not a curated record